This is a messenger RNA of Antrostomus carolinensis (chuck-will's-widow), 854 nucleotides long. It is a transcript of the gene COLEC11, whose product is annotated as collectin subfamily member 11. Gene Ontology annotation, biological process: ossification. The record is from RefSeq and is a predicted model, not a curated record. Lineage: Eukaryota; Metazoa; Chordata; Aves; Caprimulgiformes; Caprimulgidae. The transcript has 6 exons. Gene Ontology annotation, molecular function: growth factor activity. Bases 6 to 821 code for a protein of 271 amino acids.
UCAUUAUGAAGAGAGAUCUGGUUUUCUUGGUGACUCUAAUUAGCCUUGCCUUCCUGUCACUGCUAAGGUCUGGAUAUCCUCAACAUAUUGCAGAGGAGUCCUGCUCUGUUCAAAUUCUUGUUCCAGGCCUCAAAGGGGAGGCUGGAGAAAAGGGGGAGAAAGGUGCUCCAGGUCGUCCAGGCAGAGUUGGGCCUCCAGGAGAAAAAGGAGAAAUGGGGGACAAAGGACAGAAAGGCAGCAUAGGACGGCAUGGAAAAAUUGGGCCUAUUGGUUCAAAAGGUGAAAAAGGAGAUAAUGGUGACAUAGGACCACCAGGUCCUAAUGGUGACCCAGGCAUCCCCUGUGAGUGCAGCCAGCUAAGGAAGGCUAUUGGUGAAAUGGAUAUCCAAGUGGCUCAGCUGACAACGGAACUAAAAUUCAUAAAAAAUGCUGUUGCUGGUGUGCGUGAGACAGAUAAUAAGAUAUAUCUGCUGGUGAAGGAAGAGAAAAGAUACAAGGAAGCCCAGCUCUACUGCCAUGGAAGAGGAGGGACGCUGAGCAUGCCCAAGGAUGAGACUGCCAACAAUCUGAUUGCCUCGUACAUCAACCAAGCCGGGCUCACCAGAGUUUUCAUUGGGAUUAACGACCUAGAGAAAGAGGGAAAUUUUGUCUAUUCUGACCGAUCACCCAUGCAGACCUUCAACAAAUGGCGCAGUGGGGAGCCCAACAAUGCUUAUGACGAGGAGGACUGUGUGGAGAUGGUGGCGUCUGGAGGGUGGAAUGAUGUUGCGUGUCAUAUUACCAUGUAUUUUGUGUGUGAAUUUGACAAAGAAAAUGUCUAAGCUUCUUUGCUCUUUCUUUAAGAAAAAUUUUUA